GAGGAAAGGAUUUGCAACAGCAGAAGGAAAAGAGAAAAAGAAAGGAAGCAGAGAGACAUAAUAGGGAGUAAGACAUUAAGAGAGGGGACGCAUGCAUGCAGCACAGUGUGAGUAUGUGUUGUUUCUAACAGUGAGGUAGGAGGAGAGGAGGAACAGGAGAAGGAGGAGGAAGGGGUGCUUCCUCUUCAGUCUGGGCUGAGCUGCUGAUGUAUCCCAGCAGCCCCGGUCCGUAGCAACAGGAAACCUUGGUAUAAAAAGCCUCAUUGCAGGGGGAACCCUCCUAAGUGUCUCUCAGCCACAGCAUGACCAGGACCGAGAGCCUGAGAGUGUGGACUUAACAAAACAAUGCCCAGCCUAAUCGUCGAACCACUCAACACACAGCACUUCAUCAUGGACAGAGAUGACAGGAAGAGAAACAAGAACAUUGGAAAGAACUUUAUGUGCCGACUCCAGUGCAUGUUCUCACACUCAUCAAGCUCAGAGAGGCUAAGUUUAGAAGAUACCCAACAAUGGUCACAGUCACUGGAAAGGCUUCUCGAGUCUAAAUAUGGACUGGCUACUUUUCGCAACUUUCUCAAAUCUGAAUACAGCGAUGAGAAUAUUGAGUUCUGGCUCACCUGUGAGGAUUACAAGAAGAUCAAGUCUUCAUUCAGAAUGUCCUCAAGAGCCAAGAAGAUUUAUGAGCAGUUCAUCAAAGCAGAAUCUCCUAAAGAGAUCAACAUUGACUAUCACACCCGAGAGCAGAUCAAAAGGAACGUCAAGACUCCCACCAUGCACUGCUUUGACGAUGCUCAGAAGAUAGUUUACGGGCUAAUGGAAAGAGACUCGUAUCCACGGUUCCUCCGCUCGGACAUUUAUAGAACUCUCCUGGAAAACCUCGCCGCUGACGCCACGAAGGGAUGAAGGCGUGCUCACUGGGGAGAGACAAAGGACAUAAAAUCCAUAACUGGAAUGUUUGAGCUCCUUCAGGAGGAAGGACUGACAACAAAGAAGGAAGGAGGGUCGACCUGCGCGCCACACGGACACAUACAGAGGCCUCACACAUCAGCGGCAUCACUAGAUCCAGAAGCAAACUGUGCCUUAGUCCCAUCACAGGAGGAUCCCCCCACAGAGCACUUCACCCGUGGACGAAACAAGACCAGCCUUAAUGAUAAUGACCCUGUAGUGUGUGUUUGCACUGGACGAUAAGUCCAUGUACGUAGGCGAACUGACCACUUUUGACAAUGAAUGAAUCAAUGGGGUGACUGACGCCCGCGCUGACGGUGGAGCUGCGUAAGCAAACCAGGCAGCGGACCUCCUUUGGCCUUCUUUGCAGAGGUGUUUCCUGUGCAGAUAAAGAUAGAGGAUGUAAGAUGCAACAGCCACACUCGAUUUUUUGUGUGUGUGUGUGUGUGUGUGUGUGUGUGUGUGUGUGUGCGCGCGCGUGUGUGUGUGUGUGUGUGCGUCUGGGAGAGAGAGAGAGAGAGAGAGAGAGAGCGAUAAUUUAGUUGUAGCUUUUAAUUGUCACUGACACAGAAUAAGCUGUCGCAAUAAGAGUUGACCAAUUACCUAAUGACAGCACUUAAGAAGCCAACAAAUCCAUAGCAGACACAGGACUCAAUAGUGAUAUGUCAUCCAGAGUAAAGGGUUGCAGCAGGCCACUUAGUUCUGGAAGAGGCCUUCUGAGACACUUUUAUUUUUUAAAUUUGAUCAAUAUGGGGUUUUAAAAACUGAUACUGAUCAUUUUAGAUUUAAGCUGCCUGUGGAUAAUAUUUUGUGCCUAUAUUCAAUACCUGUGAGAUUUAUCGUUUUAAAACAAAAAGUAAAAGUACUUUAUUUUUUGUUUUUUAUUUUACUUUCUAGGAUAAAUAUAUUUUUUGUGUGGAAACCAAACCAAAGUUCUGCACCAAGAAGUUCCCAUUUACGGCCGGUGACGUCAAAUUUAAUUCCUAUGACUAUCGGCCAUCCUCUUAGUCUAAACCAAAUUCUUACAGCACUGCAGUGUCAAGAGUUGUGAUUUUAUGUAAUAAACUAUUUGAGUGGAAUUACCAUAGAGAUAGAAUGUUUCACCUUGCAUGGUAGGAUGUUAAAACUCUGUGUACCCUGAGAAUAUGCCUUGUUCCUGCUUUCUAAAGCAUGUUGUUUGAAUGUAUUCUUAGGUAUUCUUAGGAGUUCAUUUAACUUAAAAGUUAAACAAUGUUUUAUUUAUUGUUAAUUAUCACCAUUUGAGUACAAAGUUUGUUGCAGUGUUGAAGUGCUUGUUAAACUGUUAGUGAUUUGAAUGACAUUAAAUUAUUUAAAUUGCCAA
This is a messenger RNA of Dicentrarchus labrax (European seabass), 2287 nucleotides long. Its product is annotated as regulator of G-protein signaling 21. The transcript is spliced from 5 exons. The coding region runs from base 346 to 903 and encodes 185 amino acids. The record is from RefSeq and is a predicted model, not a curated record. Lineage: Eukaryota; Metazoa; Chordata; Actinopteri; Moronidae.